AUGAUGGCCUCCGCAAUAUCAGAUCGGGCCUGUGGUGUUAUCGGUGGUAAUGACAGGUCUUACAGUGUCAACGGCAAUGGUGGCAGUACCGGCGUCAUCGGAGGGGGUACCGGAGGGGGUAUCGUUGGAGUUAUCGGUGGAAGUACCGGAGGACAUCCUUUCGAACCCUUCUACCCUUUUAGCCAAACCCGGAGCGGUAUUCUCGCAUCUACUCCCCGGGGCAUCUCCCCCGAGACUCACGCCCCUAGUGAAAUCCGCAGCCCACCACCUGGGUUUGAAAACAUUGUCCCUGAGACUUCGCAGUCUCAUUCGAUCCGGAUUAAGAAUAUACCGUCUAGUAUGACCCGUCGUGACAUUUGCAACAUCUUGUUGUUCGCAAAAGACAUCCAAGACGUACGCAUGAUCAGUGAGGGCGCAGUAGCAGUGUUCGGCUCUUAUGAGAGCGCAGUACAGGCACAACAGUGCUUGCAUGGUAAAGCAGUGGACAGCUUCGGAGGUACAAGUGUAUUAUCGGUACAGUUGGUGGACAAGGACAGGGAGCUUAUGGAUUUGGGUCCAUUAUCGCCCGGAUCGUCGCCGACAUCGGAGGGAUUGGGAGGCGGAUACACAACUAGCCAUCCACUGUUUUCGAGGACGGUUGGGGUUGGAGCCAUUGGUAGCAAUGGUGGUACUGGACAUAUGAACGGAAAUAAUGGCGGAAGUAACGGUGUGAUUGGCGGGGGCAAUGCCAACAAUGGGACCGUCGGGGGAACCAGUCAAAAUAUCAUUGGCAGUGGCGUCGGUAGUAUUGGUGGAGGUGUUGGUGAUAACAGCUUCUACGAGCAACAAUCAUUCCUUCAGCAAUUGCCGCCCUACCAUAGACAGGGGGCCGAUUGUGAUGAUGCAGACGAGCGUGGAGCGGCCAUGGGCCCCAGAAACAGAUCCUUGACGAACCCUUUGGCUAUUAACGGGCCUAGUCGUAUGCCGCACCUGCCCCAGCUUUCAACUGCAGGCACGGGCUUUAUGAACACGCCCCACCACAUAACCUCCCCUAUUAACAACAACCUGGUCUCACCGACCCCAUGGUUAUCAAACAGCAGUCACCCCCACCCCCGCAACCUUCCCGCUGCGAACCCUGCAGAUCAGAACCCACCAUGCAAUACGCUCUAUGUUGGCAACCUUCCCGUAAAUACGACAGAAGACGAGCUGAAGAGUUUGUUUAGCCGCCAACGCGGCUACAAGCGCCUCAUGUUGAAGCCCAAGCCCCAGGGGCCGAUGUGUUUCGUCGAAUUUGAAGACAUCGAUUUCGCAACCAAGGCUUUGGCUGACCUCUACGGCCGAAGUCUUUCCAAUAGCGUUAAGGGAGGCAUCCGCCUCAGCUUUUCCAAGAACCCCCUUGGUGUCCGCUCGUCGGGGAACAUCCAUGCACCUACCCCGAUUGGCACUUCUCUAUUGGCUGGUGGUAGUGGUACUACCGGUGGUUCUCAGUUCCCAUUUACGACCGCAGUCCAUAAUCCUCCGGGCUUACCUGCUCCUGCCAACCGUCAGAUGAGUCCCGGUGUCUAUGACCAGGGUCAACCAGGUCAGGGCUUCGGAAUCACUCCGUUUGGUGUUCCUGGGGGAUACUAUUCACACGGAAGGUAA
This is a messenger RNA of Morchella importuna, 1623 nucleotides long. RefSeq lists its product as uncharacterized. NCBI's taxonomy places the organism in Eukaryota, Fungi, Ascomycota, Pezizomycetes, Pezizales, Morchellaceae. The transcript has a single exon. The coding region runs from base 1 to 1623 and encodes 540 amino acids. Gene Ontology annotation, molecular function: mRNA binding. The record is from RefSeq and is a predicted model, not a curated record.